Molecule: messenger RNA, 2156 nt
Organism: Neocloeon triangulifer
Lineage: Eukaryota; Metazoa; Arthropoda; Insecta; Ephemeroptera; Baetidae
Gene: asun
Product: integrator complex subunit 13
Exons: 10
Coding region: 103-2124 (673 amino acids)
Biological process (GO): centrosome localization; regulation of mitotic cell cycle
Cellular component (GO): integrator complex
Source: RefSeq, a predicted model, not a curated record
GCUUGUUUAUUUUAAAGAGUUUUGACGACGAACGUCGGCAUGCAAUUGACUGGAAUUGUGUGAUAUUGAUAUUACCCGAGUUUUCGACCGAGCCGGAGCACGAUGGCUUUCGACAAGUUGCACUUGUCGAACCACAAGACCGUCUUCGUGCUCGACCACGCACCCUUCUUCAACUACGGCUGCAACAACCCGCACGAAUUCGACUUUUCCAAGUCUCGAGUGCCCGGUGUCAUUCCGCUGGCGCCGAUCGACAAGUCCCUUUGGACGUGCUGCGUCGAGUCGGCCCUCGAGUACUGCAGGGUUGUCUGGGACAUUUUCCCCAGCGGAAAGUUGAUUUCGUUCAUCAUCAGCGACUCAAAAGCCCACCGACUGAACACAUGGAGCGUGUCGCAACAAAAUCUGGCUCAUCUGCACAGCCAGUUUUCGGCUCUGGGUGCACCGGCGCCGCCACCUUCUCGGCCUGAUCACACCGUGGUGCAUGGUCUGAAGAGCUCGAUAGAACUUCUCAGUCAAUGCUCGGAACUGCAGCACGAACGGCGCACGUCCUUGACCGAAAACGCCUCCAAGGUGCAAAACAGGACCAGGGUGAUUUGCCUGACUUCGGUCCGGGAUGAUCAGCAGCUCGUCUCUUAUGAGGAAUACUUCCUCAGCAUGCUGCUCCACCAGAACAAGGUUGCCACCGGAUCGGACAAUUUGAUUCCAAUCCACCAUUGUCACUUGGUCGUCCUCAAUGUGUUUCCAAACGGGCAGCAUUGUGAUGUCAGAGGUCACCUUCCUCGAGAGAUGUCUCCAGUUUUAACCGUGGAAGCGCACUCGAUUCAGGCCGGUGGAUUUUUGUCCACAAAACUGUCCAGCCUGAUUCUUAAUCACUACAAUUUGGCGUCAACGACGGUCACUGGCAUCCCGAUGAAAGAGGAGCAAAAUGCCAGCUCGUCUGCAAACUACGACGUUGAAAUUUUCCACCCGAUAUCAUCGCACCAGUCAAUUCUUGGAGGAUCCUAUGACACAUCGUUGAUACGAGCACUUCGUGAAGGCUCGGAUUACGAGACGGUCACUCUGAAGUGGUGCACGCCGAGAGGAAGUGCGGCUGUGGAGCUGCAACACUGCACCAUGAUGCAGAGAAUCACACCGGUCGAUGUCAACAGCCGGCCCUCCUCGUGUCUCAUAAACUUCCUCUUAAGUGGCCGCUCGGUGAUGCUCGAGAUGCCGAGGAGGACUGGAGGCAAGGUCAUGUCCCAUUUGCUGGCUGCCCAUGGUGGCGAGAUUUUCAUCCACACCUUGUCAACAACCAGGAGUGUUCUCGAAGACCCUCCGUCGAUCAGUGAGGGCUCCGGAGGGCGCGUCACGGACUACAGAAUCACAGAUUUUGCUGCAAUUAUGAGAGCCAACAAACUGCUUCCUCUGAAAAGACCAAGCACCCAGUCCAUCGAGGACUCGCCUGUGUUUCAAAUGAAGAAAAGGCUGGACAGGUACACCAAGUACUGGCCCAUGACCAUCUCGUCCACAAUGAUCUUCAACUUGCGACAACACUUGGAUCCUCUUUUGGGUUACGUCGCCGAGGAAGAGAUCACAGACGAGCAGGUGAUGCAAUGUCAACAUGUGAUUUUCAACCUGGUGGGCCUCGAGUCCAGACACGAACCCCUCAAUCCCCCCACCAUGGGCCACAAAGGAAAAGGUCCAAAAAGGGAUGAGCAGUACCGAACGUUGUGGAAUGAGUUGGAAACGUACAUCCGGGCAAACUGCAACUCGGAAAAUCACCGGAAAGUGCUCAGCUGCCUCCUCGAGUGCCGCAACAAGCCCGACGUGCCCAAGAGCAAAAGUCGCGAUGACAAAGUGGGCCUCGACCAAGCCCUCAGAGAAUUGGAUCCGUAUGGUGGUUCAGACGAGAGUCUUCAGCGAGUCAGCGUCAUAAGAGCGACAACAGACUCGCCCAUGUCGCCUCCGCUGCAUUCGCAACACGCCCUUGGUCCUUACACGUCCCUGCUCGACAUUUGGGUCACCAAAGUGAACAUCGAGCGCACCAGAAAAGGACCAGAUUUUUACGGUCGGACGAUCACACCUGAUGGAGCCAUCGCCAGACUCUACACAAAUUUGAAAACGGACGGAGAGGAACCGGAGAAGUAGAUUAUCUGUAUUUACAAAUAAAACGUUUUGAA